AUAGAGUGUACGUGCAUGUGCUUCACACUGCCUUCCCGCGCGUGCGCCGUGCGGUCUUCGUCUCUUCGCGCUACCUGCUGGCUCCCAGUGGUGGUCGUCAUGUUCGAGUCGACCGGCGCGCGCCUCCCCGCCUGCAGCCUGGCUGCUGCACUGCUGCCUAUAUAUUGUCUCCGCACCUGGCGGUGCUGCGACACGCAUCCGACCGACACCGUCGACGACGCUUGCGAUCGAGCGUUCCGGUCGAGAGCCAGAGGGGGGAUAUAUUACUUAGAGAGAGAGAGGCUAGUGUCUGCGUGUGGUGGCGCGCGGUCGGCGGCGGCCAUGGCGGCGUGGAAGGACGGCUACUUGGACAUGGUGCUCAUCCCGCUCGCCGUCCUCUUCCCCGCCGUGUACCACCUCUGGCUGUACCGCGCCGUCCGCCGCAGCCCGCUCAGCUCCACCGUCGGCAUCAGCGCCGCCGCGCGCCGCAUCUGGGUCUUCUCCAUGAUGAAGGUAAGUAAGAACAACGAGAAGCAGGCGAUCAUCGUAGUGCAGUCGAUCAGGAACGUGCUAAUGGCCUCCACGCUGGUGGGCACGACGUCGAUCCUCUUCUGCACGGGCGUGGCGGCCGUGCUGAGCAGCACCUACGCCGUGAAGAAGCCGCUCAGCGACGCCGUCUUCGGCGCGCACGGCGCGCACAUGAUGGCGCUCAAGUACCUGCUCAUCCUCGCCGUCUUCCUCCUCGCCUUCCUCUGCCACAGCCUGGCCAUCUGCACGCUCAACACGGCCUCCUUCCUGGUCAACGCGCUCUCGCCGUCGCCGCACCUGCACCUCCCCGGCGUCACGGCCGAAUACGUCGCCGACGUCAUGGAGAGGGGCUUCCUGCUCAGCCUCGCCGGCAACCGGCUCUUCUUCGCCGGCGCGCCCCUCCUGCUCUGGAUCUCCGGGCCCGUGUUCCCCUGCGUAUGCUCCAUGGCCAUGAUCUCUGUACUCUACAACAUGGACGUGGUCGAUGACGCCGACGAUGGCCGGAGCAGCAGCGGCGGUGGAGCCAAUGCCGCCGUCGUCAUGGAUGGCGACAGUGACGAUCAGAGCAUGGAAGUCGUCUGAUGAUGAACUGAUGACGGGACAAAUGCAGAAACGAAUUGGAAAAAAAAAACAAGAGGCAUCGGCAUGGAAUAUGCUGCGCUUUACAUACAAUAACUAGUUUGUGCUCCUGCAACUGACUAGUGGGUUGGGUCGGUGAAUUUUUUUUUAUCAACCCGUGUAAGGAAAUAUAUAUCGCAUUUUUUUAUAUUGACAUGACAGUCGUGCUGCUGAUGGAAAAUCUUCA
Molecule: messenger RNA, 1312 nt
Organism: Zea mays
Lineage: Eukaryota; Viridiplantae; Streptophyta; Magnoliopsida; Poales; Poaceae
Exons: 2
Coding region: 16-1089 (357 amino acids)
Source: RefSeq, a predicted model, not a curated record